AUGGACGAAGAAAACUGCGGAACCGCAUCUGGAUCUACAAACAAGGGAAAUACAACACCAGAAUGUUGGGCUGAUGCAGGUCUGACAAAAAUCCGGACCCUCCCUAUCCCAGAGGCACCCCAAAAUCCAAAAAUCAGCGUAGAAGAGGUUUUAGAAGCUGCUACGGAACAAAAUGCCCAUUCGGAAGAACCACAAAGUGAGGAUUUUGAAAAAAUUCCUUCUACCCAGACUGAACAGCAACCAAAGCCAAAACUACGAAAACAUCGUAAACAAUUGUUUACUCGCACAGUGAAGUGGUGGCGAAAACUAAAGGGUAAAUUUUCUGAACCAAAAGACGAUUACUUACCACCACCGCAGCCAAUAAAGCAGAGAAAGAACCCCUUGUGGAGCGAAACCUAUGGUAAAGAAAUAGCGUCGUCUUUAGAUAAAAGAGAACUUAAAAGGCAAGAAACAAUCAAUGAACUCCUGCAAGUACAGAUUAAUCUAAUCGAAGACCUUUUAAUAGUACAAAAGAUUUAUCGCGACCCCCUAUUGCUUUUAGGUUUUCUUUCCGAAGGCGAGGCUAGACGGAUCUUUGGCGGAAUCGAGUUCCUGUUGCCUAUUCACAUCCAACUGCGAGAUGGACUGUUUCAAACAAUAGUGCCAGAUGGACGAUUUGACAACAUAGGGCAAGUGGUUAAAAAUUGCAUACCGAAAUUAGAAGUUUACGUCGCCUAUUGUUCCAAGUUAUUCAAAGUUGAAAAACUGUUGAGCAAGAAAAGAUCAACCAGCCGUUCUUUUGCAGAUUUCCUCAACCGGUGCGAAACUUCUAGCUUUUCACGGCGUCUCGAUUUAUGGAGCUUUUUGGAUUCCCCGAGAUCACAUGUAAUGAACAUACCGCUACUGAUAAAGCAGAUACUAAAAUCAACGCUAGAAACAAACGCCGACCACGGCAUGCUAGGAAAAAGUCUUAUAGAACUUUAUGACGUUCUAGCAAGAGUUGAUAAAGCAAUCGGAGAUGCAACUUGUUAA
Daphnia carinata is the source of this 1011-nucleotide messenger RNA. RefSeq names its product neuroepithelial cell-transforming gene 1 protein-like. Bases 1 to 1011 code for a protein of 336 amino acids. The record is from RefSeq and is a predicted model, not a curated record. Gene Ontology annotation, biological process: positive regulation of Rho protein signal transduction. NCBI's taxonomy places the organism in Eukaryota, Metazoa, Arthropoda, Branchiopoda, Diplostraca, Daphniidae. Gene Ontology annotation, molecular function: guanyl-nucleotide exchange factor activity. The transcript has a single exon.